Molecule: messenger RNA, 1484 nt
Organism: Postia placenta MAD-698-R-SB12
Lineage: Eukaryota; Fungi; Basidiomycota; Agaricomycetes; Polyporales; Adustoporiaceae
Exons: 12
Coding region: 33-1331 (432 amino acids)
Cellular component (GO): membrane; intracellular membrane-bounded organelle
Source: RefSeq, a predicted model, not a curated record
GCCAGCGCGCCCCUCCACCCUGCCUGCCCGCCAUGCCGUCCUCGCUCUACGUCCCCAUCCUCGUCGGGGGCAUGCUCCUCACCGGCUCCAGCAAUUCCCUAUGGAGCAAGUGGCAGGACAUGCAAUGCGUCGAGAACUGCGCCGAUCCCAACCCUGCUAGCCAUGUCCUUUACGAGCAGCCCGUCUGGCAGACCCUCCAGAUGUUCCUCGGAGAGAUGCUCUGCUUCCUCCCUGUCAUCUACUCCUGGCUCGCGUCCCGGCGCUCCCGCUCUGCCGUGCAGCUUCCCGCCGACGACGACGACGACGACGACGAGCCCGCAGACGGUGUCAAGCUCCAGGCCGCGCCCGAGCAUCUCCGCGGCUGGAAGAUCCUGCUGCUGUGGUUCCCUGCCGCCUGUGACCUCACCGGCACCACGCUCAUGAAUGUCGGCCUCCUCUACACCCCCGUCUCCAUCUACCAGAUGACCCGCGGCGCCCUCGUCCUCUUCGUCGGCGUCCUCUCCGUCGUCUUCCUCCGUCGCCGGCUCUGGCUUUACCAAUGGGUCUCUCUUGUGACCGUUAUGGCAGGCGUAUCACUCGUAGGUUUCAGUGGCUCUUUGAUCAAAGACGCCGUCAAGGAGCCUGCCGCGGCCCUUCUCGCGCUGCGCGACGACUCAGAGUCUACCGAGGAGCCGGAGAUUACCAAAGUUCUCGUUGGUGUCUUCUUCAUUCUUUUCGCGCAGAUUUUCACUGCGACGCAAUUUGUCGUCGAAGAGAAGAUCAUGGCGCGCUACUCCGUCGCGCCGCUCGUCGCGGUCGGCUACGAGGGCCUCUUCGGCGCGCUGAGCAUCGUGCUCGCGAUGCCGCUGCUCGCGCGCUACGCGGACGCGUCGCCGUUCUUCGACCUCCCGCGCGGCUGGGCGCAGAUGGUGCACACGCCCGCGGUGCUCUGGAGCGGCGUCGUCAUCGCGCUGAGCAUCUCGCUCUUCAACUUCUUCGGGCUGAGCGUGACGCGGCACGUCAGCGCGACCGUGCGCAGCCUUACGGACACGUGCCGCACGCUCAGCAUCUGGGUCGUCAGCCUGGGGCUCGGGUGGGAGCGCAUCGUGUGGCCGAUCUCGCUGCUGCAGGUCGUCGGGUUCGGGCUGCUCGUGUACGGGACGUUCCUUUUCAACAGCCUCGUCACCCCGCCGUCGUUCCUGCGCCUUGCGCCCGUGGCAGACCCGGUCGCGGAGGACGCGGAGGAGCGCAGUGCGCUCAUCGCGGAGAACGUGCUCGACGAGACCGCCGCGCUCCCAGCGGAUCUGGGCCAGAGCGGCUUCGACGCGCUCCCGCCCGCACCUACGAGGUAGGAGCGCCACCAGUGCGGACGACUUCGCGAGGGCGGCUUCAUGAAUUCAUAAAUGGAUAUGGACCGGGUCUGGCUGCAUCGCAUUGUUCGCGUCAUUUGCAUCAUGGGACGUGCUCGCAUCGUCGUUGUACAUAGUAUCUGUGCUCGGGAAUGC